CGCAGCAGCAGCAGGAAUUAAAUAUAAACGAUCAGUUUUAAUCGUUCUGUAUUUCUAUAGUUUAGUUCUGAUCGGAGGUGAGACAUGUCGGGUUUAUCUCCCGGUGAUCCUCAGCUGGUCUCUAUGAUAGUAAAUCAUUUAAAAACUCAGGGAUUGUUUGAUCAGUUCAGGAGAGAUUGUCUGGCGGACGUCGAUACAAAGCCUGCGUACCUUCACCUGAGACAGCGAGUGGACAACUUCGUCUCCAAUCACCUGUCCAACCACACAUGGAGCCCCCAACUGAACAAGAACCAGCUGAGGAACAACAUCAGACAGCUGGUGCUGCAGUCAGGAAUGCUGGAGCAGGGCGUGGAUCGGAUCGUAGCGCAGGUCGUCGACCCAAAGAUUCAACACACCUUCCGACCGCAGGUGGAGCGCAUAGUUCGUCAGUUCCUGUCUCCUGACAACCACGCCGAGGAGGAGGAGGCUCAUCACGCCCCCGCUUCACUCAUUAACAACCAGGAAGAUCAGCCGUCAGCUUCAGCUUCAGCCUCCGCUUCCUCUCAGAACCUCGACGCCGCCAUGGCAGGAACACAGGACGAGCGUAAGGAAGACGUGAGCGCGGCGGAGGAGGUCAAGAGAGACGUAGAGAUGAGAGACGGAGACGAGAAGCAGGAACAGAACGAUGGAGAGAAAGAUGUGAUUAACCAAGAGGAAGAGGAGGAGAAGCAGAGCGAGAUGAUGGAGGUGGAGAUCAAAGAAGAAGAGGAGGAGGAGAGGGAGGAGAAGGAGAUAAAAGAAGAAGAAGUGAAGGAGAAGAAAGUGUCAGUAAAGAGCCGAGAGGAGAGCGGCUCUGAGAAACAGCACAUCCACCAGAGAGCCAGAGAGCGACUGAAGGAAGAAUACUCUCUGGAAGAUUCCGAUCUGGAGGGUUUGAGUGACAUCACGGUGAGUUCGGUGCACACGAGCGACCUCUCGUCAUUCGAGGACGAGAGCGAGGACGAGCCGCCGCCCUCCGAAUCCACCGAGGAAGGAGAGAUCACGUCAGACGAUGAGAAGGUUCAGGAGAAAGAUGCGGGUGAAGAAUCUGAAGAGAGUAAGGAGAAAAAACCUCGCGGCGCGCGACAAGCCUACGUACACAAGCCCUUCCUGUACUCACGCUACUACAGCGACUCUGAUGACGAGGUCACGGUGGAGCAGCGGCGGCGUUCUGUGGCGAAAGAAAAAGAGGAGCGUUUACUGAAGAGGCAGCAGAAUCGGGAGCGUCUGGAGGAGAGGAGGAGACAAAAACUGCUGCAUGCAGAAAAGGAGAAGCAGAGAUCAUCACUGUCCCAUCAGGAGACCCUGAGGCCUCAGGCCAAGGAGGCACGUAAGGAGAGGAAGGUUCUGGAGAAGAAAGUAGCUCUCAGCAGGAAGCGGAGGAGAGAUUUACGGAAGGAGGACGAAUCAGGAGGCGGGAGAAAGAGCGACAGAGAGCCGGAAUCAGUCAGGAAGGACGACCCCGUUAAGACUAAGACAGGCUGUCCCAGGCCCGUGAGGAAGCUGUCUGAGCUAGAGGAUCAAAAGAGGAGGAAGAGCGUCUCCGAGGACACGAGCGAGCCACGUAAAGUCCUCGACAAGAACCGCACACACUCAUUUAUCCUGGAACUGGAGCUGGGAACCGAGGAGGCUCUGAGACAGAGAGGGGUUCAGAGGAACGAGCGGCUCGCUCGCAAAGAUAAAGAACGCAAAGAAAAGGAAGGAGAGCGGAGCGUCUCAGAGGAACCAGCACGGCACAAAGCCAAGCCGGAGAGCAAGAAAGCAGGAGACGGGUCGACAGACGAGAGGGAGGGCGGGGCUGUGAAGGGAACGGGCGAUGACAAAGGAGAGAAGAAAGUGACGAAGCUUAGAGUCGACCGGAAGAGCUCGAGUUCCGUCAGGGAGGGACGGCUGUCGGUCACUGAGGGUUCCGCCUCGGAGGAGGGAACGAAAGAUUUAAAGAAAGGAAAGAUUCCCUCAGAGGUUCCCAAAGAGAGAGUGAGAGGAGAGAAAGCACCAGGUAAGAGUGACCCAAAACAACCCCACCGCACGGAGUCCACCAGCUCCACCGACAAGAAGUCAGAGCCUGAGGUCACCUCAGAUCCAAGCAAGAAGAAAGACAAGCAACCUAAAGAUCUCACAAAGAGGUCAAAGAGUCACUCGGAGAGCAGGUCUGCCGAAAAGGUCAAGGUCAAACAAGAUGGCAAAGAUUCGGGUGAUAAAGAGAAGAUCUCCUCUCCAGAACCAUCCAGACAGAGCUCAGACACAAAGGUCAGGGAUUCAGAGACGGCGUCCAAAACCAAAUCCGUAUCAGAAAGACCAAGAACCAAAUCCAAAGACGACCUGAAACAGAAGAAUCCUCUGGUAACCAAGACUGAGAAGAAACCUGCAGGUCUGGAAGCGAAGGGGAAAGGAACAGCUCCCAGCAAACCUGAGUCCUCCAAAGAGAAGAAGAAGGAAGGAGUGACCAAAGAGAUGAAAGAGGAGAGGAGAACCUCAGAGGAACGUUCCACUGAGAAAGGAAAAGAGGUCAAGGGCACGAAGAAAACAAAUUACAAGAAGAUUAAAGAUCCAGAGAAGAAGGAAGGACCGAGCAAAAGUGAAGUCACGUCACAGUCAGACGAGCUCUCCUGCCGUUCUCCUGCUUCUUCUGCUGUUACUGAAAAGGUUCCGAAUGCAGCAGAACCUUCAGACACUCAAGAGUCUGAAUCUUCAGCGUCUUUCAAAAACCCUGAUCUUACCUCCGACCCACAAGCUGUUUAUACCGAGUCUAAUCUCACAGCCCAGCAAGACGUGGCUCCAGAGUCUGAUCCUGUAGCUCAACAAGCCACGGCUACAGAAUCUGAGACAUCUCAACAAGCCACGGCUACAGAAUCUGAGACAUCUCAACAAGCCACGGCUACAGAAUCUGAGACAUCUCAACAAGCCACGGCUACAGAAUCUGAGACAUCUCAACAAGCCACGUCUACAGAAUCUGAGACAUCUCAACAAGCCACGUCUACAGAAUCUCAGAAAUCUCAACAAGCCACGUCUACAGAAUCUGAGACAUCUCAACAAGCCACGGCUACAGAAUCUGAGACAUCUCAACAAGCCACGUCUACAGAAUCUGAGACACCUCAACAAGCCACGUCUACAGAAUCUGAGAAAUCUCAACAAGCCACGUCUACAGAAUCUGAGAAAUCUCAACAAGCCACGUCUACAGAAUCUGAGAAAUCUCAACAAGCCAUGGCAACAGAAUCUGAGACACCUCAACAAGCCACGGCAACAGAAUCUGAGACACCUCAACAAGCCACGGCAACAGAAUCUGAGACAUCUCAACAAGCCACGGCAACAGAAUCUGAGACAUCUCAACAAGCCACGGCAACAGAAUCUGAGACACCUCAACAAGCCACGGCAACAGAAUCUGAGACACCUCAACAAGCCACGGCAACAGAAUCUGAGACACCUCAACAAGCUACAGAAUCUGAGACAUCUCAACAAGCCAUGGAUGCCGAGUCUGAUGCUGCAGCCCAGCAAACCAUGGAUACAGGAUCUGAUCUUACAGACCAGCAAACUGUGGAUACUGAGUCUGAUCUUGCUGCACCAAAGGCAUCGGAUGCAGCUUCUGGUCCUUCAGCAUCACAAGCUACAGAUGAAGCUUCUAAUCUCAGAUCAUCACAAGGUACAGAUGAAGCUUCUAAUCUCAGAUCAUCACAAGCUACAGAUGCAUCAUCUGAUCCUUUAGCCCCUCAAGCCAUGGAAACACAGUCUGAUCCAGCAGACCAGCAAACCAUGGAUGCAGGAUCUAAUCUUGCUACCCCAAAAGCAACAGAUGCAGCUUCUGGUCAUGUAUCACAAGCCACAGGUCCAUCAUCUGAUCCCUCAGACCCACAAGCCAUGGAUACAGAGUCUGCUCUGACAGCCUCGCCCAAAACGGAUACCGUGUCUGAUCUUAAAUCCUCAUCAGUCAUGGAUGCAGAGCCAGAUCUUGCUUCGGAGACAGUUGCACAGUUCUCAAACUCAACCCCAGAGUCUGAUCUUACAGUUCCUCGGUCCUCAGACUCGGUUCCAGAGGCUGAUCCCACCACCCCUCGGUCCGCAGACUCGGUUCAAGACUCUGAUCCCACCGUCCUCCAGCCCUCAGACUCGGUUCCAGACUCUAACCUCACAGUAACAGAGGGUCCAGACUUGAUUCCUGCCGCUGCACCUGACGACAUGUUCGACGCCCUGAGCGACAUCACACCAGAACCUGAUGACGAAGAGGAGGCCACCAUGAGACUGGCUGAGAGCCAGACUCUGCCUCGCCCCAUCCCCGCUGAGGCUGAUGCCCUCCUGUCCCUGAUGGAUGUUCGCACCUCCUCAGCAGGAAGCGCCGCCGUCACCGGUGCGCCUGACGUUCAGGAGUCUGAGCUGUCGUUCCAGGACGCAGACUCGAAGAUGAAGGAAGCGGCUCUCACGCUGCUCUCCAUGGACCCGGACCAGUCUGUCUCGCCCAGUCUGAUCACCGCGGAGACGACACCAACUGACGUGCAGGGAGUGGGGUCUCCAUCCUCCGGCGCGGCGGAGGCAAAAGAAGCAGCGGAGUCACCUGAGGAGGUCAGGAACGAGUCUGAUCUGAAGACGUCAGGAGAGCAGCGGACAGACGACGGUACGAGUGAGGACUCUCACACGGCUGAACACACGGAGAUUAAGGAGGAAACACAGGCCACACGGAGAGGACGACCUUCUCGACUCGUAAAACAAUCAAGUGCUGCGUCUAAGUCAGAUGGAACAGAAGAGGAACGAUCAGACACGUCAGAAGUGGAUGAGCGGGCGGAGGGCAGAGUGACACGUAAAGCUCAGCGGUCCAAUCAGAGAGCAGCACCAGCUAAAGAGAACGCAUCCAGAGGACGAAGCGGUCAGGACACUCGAGCAGAGGAAACGGACACACACACACCAACAAAGAGUGAAGAUGAGGAGGCUGGAAAAGGAAGAAGACGAAGAUCAUCUAAACUCACCGAAGCUUCACCCAGUGAGAAAUCAUCACAGCAGGAAGAGGCGGAGCCACCCGGAGAGGAAGUGGAGCAAAAAGAGGUGUGCCGAGGAAGGCGUUCUGUCGCUAACACACCUGCUGCAGUGAAACCAGUACUGAAGAGGAGGAGGUCGGAUCAGGAGACUGGAACCGAACCUUCGGCUGAGGACAGAAUGGAGGAACCUGUAAAGAAAGCCCGAACUGAGAGUGAGAGUGUAACUGAGGGGGAGGAUGAAGAGAAGGAGGAGGAAGGAGAUACAGAGGGCAGUAAACAGAAACCAGAGAAAAAGGAACCUGUGAGGAAGACUCCACGCCGAGGAAGAUCUUCCAGAACUGCCCCAGAAGCUGGAUCAGAGAAGAAGGAGGAGGAGCUGCAGACUGAGGAGGACGAGGAGAAAAAGGAAGGAGGAGAAACUGAGGGCAGUAAAGAGAUGCUGGAGGAAGCGGUGGUGAGGAAGGCUCCACGCCGAGGAAGAUCCUCGAAGAACACCGGCAACACAGAUGAAUCAGAGAGUGUAACCGAGGAGGAGGAGGAAGCAAAAGACCAGAAGAAAGAGGAGGAAGAGAGCGGUAACGAGAAGCCUGAGGAAGAGGAACCAGCAAAGAUCACCCCACGUCGGGGCAGACCCAAAAAAUCCUCCAACACCGACGAGUCAGCUGUGUUGGAUAAGAAGGAGGAGGAGACGGAGACGGGGGAGGAGGAGGAGGAAACAGUAACUAAAGCUACAACACGAGCUGCUUCUCGACUCGAGGCUGAGAGAAAUAAACCGAGUAAACCGUCGACCAGAGCGCUGAGCAAACUGAGCGGGAAAGAUGAGAGCUCUACAACCACACGUUCCUCUCGUGCUCAGAGUUCUGCAGCGGUGAAGGGUCGGAGGAGCGAGCCGAAUUCUCCUGCACCUCGCACCCGCGCCGGCACCAAAUCAGAGGAACCGCCCACCAAGAGAAGCAAGCGAUGAUGCGUUUCCUGUGUGAGGUGAUGGUGAGGUGGACUGGAGGGCAGCGGGAGCUCACUGGUUAGGAUAUUGAAGAGUUGGACCCCUGAGCGAGGCCCUUGUGUUGUAUUAUCUCAUGAUUGCAGGUGUUAGUUGCAGUAGGAGCACCUUACCGCUGUUCUGUUAGUGUUCUGUGUUCCUGGUCAUCACUUUGAUUUUUAUACCAGGAUAUUUAGACUUUUUUUAAUCAAAUAUUUUAUGAUUUAAUGGUAGCGGCUGGCGCUCACUGGGUCAGGGCACGGCUGUGGUUCGAACUAAUCUUCGGCAGCAUGCCAGUCCUUUAUAUAAUGCGACCCUCAGCGUGUACAGUGUUGGUAGCAGUGAGAUGAAACGUUUCUCUAUCGGAAGGUGACCCGCCCGGUGCUGGACAGACACAGUUGGCCGUCUCGGAGGGAGGAGGGUGGACGUGCUAUCGCUUCCUUCCUCCUGCAACAGCGACUCCCACAAUACUGAUGGAGUAGUGAUGGACUUGUGUGCUCGUGUGUGAUGUACACUACCAGCAGGGCUGUCAUGCUCCCGGCCGAUCGCCAACGUACACAGGGAGCUGGGUACAUCCAAAUUUUAGAGCCGACAGUUUGAGCAAACUUCUUUUGUUUUUGUUUUCAUGAUGGGGAAAUAUUACACAGCAUCAUCCACUCGUCAUCAUUUUUACCCUGUCGACCCCAUUUGAACGUGUUCCUCUGUAACGUGAUGUGGACUCUUGUUCAGAUUGACAUUGUGUGUGUGUGUGUGUGUGUAGCUCUCUGUGUGUGUGUGUGUGUGUGUGUGUGUGUGUGUGUGUGUAGCUCUCUGUGUGUGUGUGUGUGUGUGUGUGUGUGUGGCUCUGUAUGUUUUGUUGGCGUGCUCAACAUGAAGCUUCUCAUUCUGUGAAUGUAAAGAAUCCGACUGCUUUUUUACAUGUAGUGUUUAUUAUAAAAGCCACUGGGACCA
Messenger RNA from Trichomycterus rosablanca, 6912 nucleotides. RefSeq names its product biorientation of chromosomes in cell division 1-like 1 (gene bod1l1). The transcript has 29 exons. Bases 85 to 5946 code for a protein of 1953 amino acids. The record is from RefSeq and is a predicted model, not a curated record. NCBI's taxonomy places the organism in Eukaryota, Metazoa, Chordata, Actinopteri, Siluriformes, Trichomycteridae.